This is a messenger RNA of Staurois parvus, 284 nucleotides long. The record is from the annotation of a GenBank genome assembly. Lineage: Eukaryota; Metazoa; Chordata; Amphibia; Anura; Ranidae.
GAUGGACUGCUGUACCUAUAGGAAAAUGCACCCACUGGGCACCUGCAUGGAACCACAUGCAGGGGCGGACUGACAACUCAUGGGGCCCCCGAGCAAUAGGGGAUCAUGGGGCCCCUGUGUCCUUGCCCAAACUCAAAAAAGCCUAUGAAAAAGGUACCAGGGGCAUCUCAUGGGGCCCCCUACUGACCCCGGGCCCUCGGGCAGUGCCCGAGUUUCCAAAUGGUCAGUCCGCCCAUGCCCCAAGGUGUUUACAUUGUGCAGGCGAAUGUUCCCAUGUGCAUGAG